UCUGAAUAAAUCUACGGAGAGAGAGAGAUCCAAGUAGAUAGAUACGUAUGUAUCGAUGAAGUCAGGGGCGUCUUCUUCCCAAGACGACGACUUCCUCAGAGCUGUCUCCUGCGAAAGCAGAAGGGGACAUAACAGUGGAAGACAUUCUCAGGAUCAGGACAAGAAGGUUUCGUCAGCCACAGAUGGGGAGAUCGGAGUGUUCGCAGCCGAGAAGUACUUUAGCGGCGAAGUCGACAGCACGACAUCGACGGUCACGAUCCCUCCGACCAUCCACGGUCUCUCCAGAGAUCUCGGGAUCUGUUCCGAUCCGACAGCCAGUGUUGCUUCCGAGUCGAGUUGGUACAGCAGAAGCGCUUUGCUUCACCAGGACACCGCUUUGAGGAAACACGACUCGUCCACUCGUACCAGUGGAAAGAACAAGUCCAAAUCUUUUCUCUCCAGUCUCGGCAUUAAGUGUAAAUGUUCUUGUCUUGACGGCAACUCUUCUGAUGUCGAUGAGAACGCCAGAGAAACAAGACCUCCUGGUCGGUUUUCGGGUUUGCCUCAUCGAUCUAUUUCGAGCUCUGCAGACGAAUUUUUCAGCUUCUCCACCAUGAAUCCCCUUCCAAGAACACUAAUCCGAAAAGAGGAAGCAGAAAUACCGAGAGAAUCUCUCGAAGUUUUCGGUUCACCUGUGUUGCAGAAAAGAAACACAUCCUCGAUCAACCCUAGAACAGGCCAAGAAAGCGAUAGCGACCAGAGUUCUGAGCUAUUCGAGAUCGGAAGCUUGACGGGCGAGGCAAAGGAAAAGACCUUUCUUGCGACGCAAGGCACAUACGUAGUGGAGUCGCCUCCUCACCCGCCAAGCGAGGCCAGCGUAGAGUGGAGCGUAGUGACCGCAAGUGCUGCGGAAUUCCCGGUCGCACCAUCAGAUUACAGUGAAGAAAUCUACAAGAACAUUCUGAUGAGCAAAGCCAAGUUAGAACCGAAACAAUCCAGUUCAGUUCUGUCCUGUUGCGUGGACAGGAAGAAAUCUUCAGGAGUUGCCGGAGAUUCGUACAGAAUCGUGAGCCCGCGUCUUGACCGCGAUCUUAUCUGGAGAAACUGUUCUUAUUCCUCGGAACACAAGGAAAGGCUCAGAGCCGAACCUGAGAUGAACGUCUCGGAAUCAAGAAAAGGCAUGAUCACUGCAAGUCCUCGAUUCUUCAGUCCGCACGCUUCACAUCGUAUGAACAUUCAAUGAGAUCCAUCUACUUCUCCGUUUGUUAUGUUUGUAAGAGUUUAAGAAUCAAUGUUACCUCCUUUUCACAUUAAGAACACAGCAUUUGUUGCU
Messenger RNA from Tarenaya hassleriana, 1312 nucleotides. Its product is annotated as protein PHYTOCHROME KINASE SUBSTRATE 1-like. The record is from RefSeq and is a predicted model, not a curated record. NCBI's taxonomy places the organism in Eukaryota, Viridiplantae, Streptophyta, Magnoliopsida, Brassicales, Cleomaceae. Gene Ontology annotation, biological process: phototropism. Bases 56 to 1222 code for a protein of 388 amino acids. The transcript has a single exon.